CACACCAAAACGCAACAAAACCGAAAAAGUCACUCACUCACUCACUAUUCUAGCGAGUUGGCAACAACCAGCUAAGCCGGUGAACCGGUAAACUCUUUCAAAGUUCAAAGGGUCCUCAGCGCCGUACACACUAUAUAAGUAUUUCUUGACGCAUCGUAACCAUUGGCGUUUCAGUUCAUUCAUUCAUAUUUUCCACUCCCUCUUUCGCCACUCUCGAAAUCCGUGCACUGAUACUCAGAGACAAAGAUGAAAGAGAGAAGGAAGUGAAACGCAGGACAGCCUUGCCGUUUUUGAUAGGCCGCUAAACGACGAAGCAAAACGCGUUCAUAACAGAAGAAAGAAAGAAAAGAGUAACUGACAACUGUACCAGUAGAAAAAUCAUCGACGCGAAAACGAGAAGCACGUUUUCUCAUAAACCUCGCACUGAAUUAUUAUUGCGGUUUCUUUUAUUCAGCGACUCGCUGAAGCGGUGAAUUAAACAAACCGAAGCGUGAAGAGAAGGUUCUGGAAGAAGCGGAUGGGAAAAUCGACGAAUAAUAACAGAGACUGGACGCAGAUGUACGCGAUCUACGGAAUGGAGCAAUGGCAGACCCUAAUUUUCCUCUUGUGUCAGGCGAUGCUGUUUUCUGUGUUGUCUGUUUUGUAUCUUCUUUACUUCGAUCUUGUGUGUAACUUUUUCGAGAGGAUCUUUUCCGGCGCCGGCGGAGGCACGGCGAGAUUCGCGGCCGGAAUUACCGGCUCGGUGACGGCGCUCUCCGCGCUGUGCCUCUUCUUCGCGGCGGCGAACUUCUUCUACUCGUCGGUGCCGCUGCACUUCGACAUGGCGCAGCGCAUCGUCUCCGCCGUGCACGACUGGUCGUCGGUGAAGCUGGCGCUGGACCUCGGCUGCUGCGGCCGCGGCAUCCUCCUGAACGCGGUGGCGACGCAGCUGAAAAAGGAAGGGAGCUCCGGCCGCGUCGUCGGCCUCGACCGCACGAAGCGGACGACGCUGUCGACGCUGCGCGCGGCGAAGAUGGAAGGCGUCGGCGAGUACGUGACGUGCCGCGAGGGCGACGCGCGGCGGCUGCCGUUUCCGGACAACUACUUCGACGUGGUGGUGUCCGGCGUGUUCGUGCACACCGUCGGGAGGGAGUACGGCGCGCGGACGGCGGAGGCGGCGGCAGAGAGGAUGCGCGCGGUGGCGGAGCUGGUGAGGGUGAUGAAGCCCGGCGGAGUAGCAGUGGUGUGGGACCUACUGCACGUUCCGGAGUACGUGCUUCGGUUACAGGAAUUGAAGAUGGAAGAUGUGAGAGUCUCCGAGCGUGUAACCGCCUUCAUGGUCAGCAGCCACAUCGUAUCAUUCCGGAAGCCCAGUCAGCACGUGCAUGGCCCCGCCGAAGUUCGCUUGGAUUGGAGAUUAUGCUGACGUGGAUUUUUUAUUUUUCAUACUAAAUAGACAAAUAUUAUUACAUAUAUAUAAUUAUAAAUAUAAAUACAUAUUACACCGAGAACUGUUUUGUUAUUUUUCUUUUAAAAAAAAGAUAUGAGUGGAUAUCUGAGAAGGUAAAGUUAUGGCUGGGGAGGCGAAGUCGAACCAGAUGUUGAAAAAAAAAUUAUAUGUAAAAAAAUGAGAAGCGGAUAAUGUAAUAAUGUGAUGACAGAUUUGGAGCCAGAUUUUUGUAUAUGGUGAUGGUUAUAUAGAUAGCAAUGAAAUUGUAGCAGUUUUGAUGUA
Messenger RNA from Glycine soja, 1711 nucleotides. RefSeq lists its product as uncharacterized. The transcript is spliced from 2 exons. The record is from RefSeq and is a predicted model, not a curated record. Gene Ontology annotation, molecular function: S-adenosylmethionine-dependent methyltransferase activity. The coding region runs from base 518 to 1405 and encodes 295 amino acids. Lineage: Eukaryota; Viridiplantae; Streptophyta; Magnoliopsida; Fabales; Fabaceae.